Molecule: messenger RNA, 2372 nt
Organism: Amphibalanus amphitrite
Lineage: Eukaryota; Metazoa; Arthropoda; Thecostraca; Balanomorpha; Balanidae
Product: solute carrier family 25 member 44-like
Exons: 7
Coding region: 448-1410 (320 amino acids)
Biological process (GO): branched-chain amino acid catabolic process
Cellular component (GO): mitochondrion
Molecular function (GO): branched-chain amino acid transmembrane transporter activity
Source: RefSeq, a predicted model, not a curated record
CGUACUACAUUCUAGUGAUGAUGUUCAAUAUUGAAUUCGCUUGUUUGCCAUUGGUGAAAAGCCAAAAGGCAAACGCGUUGCAAUAGCAAGAGUUUCGACAACAUUUUGCUUAAAUAAAGGCUCAAAUAUGCCUUUGCCUGUGCUAAAUGAUGAUCAGAGAAUCUUUUAUUCGAUGUCAAAUUAUGCUGAAAAUGAGUUUUUAAUGCUGGUUUCAUCUACACGUGUUUUAAAUCGACGCGGCGUGAUUUUCGGCAUUGCAGCUUAUUGCGAAUGAUACUCUAGUAGAACAUGAGUCCUUAUGUUCAAUAACCUACACAAGCUCGUGCAUAAGUGGGUCACGACUUAAUUUAUUUAUUCAAGUCUUUUGUGCCUAGUGGGAACGUGUUUUUAAUUUUGAAGCAUUUUUUGCUAAAUUGCAAAACAAAGCGGUGUCCGGAGCGGUGCGAGAUGGACACCCAGCCGUACAUCCGCACCAUCGAGUGGGAGAUGCUCGACAAGCGCAAGUUCAUCCCCAUGUCGAUCGCCAGCUCGUUCAGCAUCCGCUGCCUGCUCUACCCGUUCACCGUCAUCAAGACGCGACUGCAGAUCCAGCACCACCACAGCGUCUACAGUGGCACGUUCGACGCCUUCCGCAAGACGUUCGUGCACGAGGGUGUGUCGGGCCUGUACCGCGGCUUCUGGGUGAGCGCGUUCCAGCUGGUCUCCGGCGUGGCCUACAUCACCACCUACGAGACCGUGCGGCACGCGCUACAAAAGUGCGGCGUGCAGGACAGCCGCAUGCGGGCGCUGGCCGGCGGCGGCGCCGCCUCGCUGGUCGGCCAGACCAUCAUCGUGCCGUUUGACGUCAUCAGCCAGCACCUGAUGGUGCUCGGCCAGGUGGAGGCGCGACCCGGCAAGAAGACGCGCAAACUCAACCCGCUGCGCAUCCAGUACGAGAACAUCUCCAAACGAAGGAUAGCAUUAGAAAUUAUCAAAGAAGUCUACAAACAAGACGGGCUACGGGGAUUUUAUCGGGGAUACUUCGCCUCCAUCUGUGCAUAUGUUCCUAACUCGGCAUUAUGGUGGAGUUUUUACCACUUUUACCAAGAGCAGCUGGUGAAGGUGCUGCCACCUAGCCUGUGUCCCCUGCUGCUGAUGCAGUGUCUCUCGGCGACGCUAGGCGGCGUCACCACCACCGCGCUGACCAACCCGCUCGACUGUGUCCGCGCACGGUACCAGAUCCAGCGGGCGGGCACACUGCCGGAGACGGUCGGCGCGCUCUGGAUGGAGGAGCGGUGGCGCAUCUUCACCAAGGGCCUGUCGGCGCGGCUGCUCUCCUCAGUCACCUUCUCUUUCAUGGUGGUGCUCGGCUACGAGUCGGUCAAACGCUGGAGCGUCCACGACGAGUUCAAGCCGUUUGUGCGCUGGUAGCCCCGCUAGUACCGCCGGUGCUCUGCAAAGUUCGGGUGGGCGGCCGCCAAGGCGCCCAGUCUUGGCACGGCGCAGUAGGAUAGUUUGAACUCCGGGACGCUGCAAGCGGGAGCGGCAGCCGCCGCGGCUGUAGGCCCAUCUCUGGUGUGUCGGCGGCAGGACAUGACGCUCCUGUGUCAGACGUAGUGAGGCUAGCUCUCAAAUGUGAUCGAUUCUGGUCGAAUGGCGCCGCUGAGGUAGGGCUGACUGGCGCUGAUGAUAUCAAUCGUAUUUAUUGGACGUGAUCGGUGCUAAUUCGCCUGGAGCGCUCGCAACGACGGUCGAAUCGUGUUACGGCCUUGACGCUGACGUUGAGUCUGUGACGAAGCUAGUUUUGCGAUCGGUACGUAUGAUCGUACGUACUCCCCAAUCAGUGAGCGUUGCGAGCUUGUUACGGUGGUUUCCGUUGCUCCCAGUUAGUGCCGAAUCUGUUGGGUUUUACAGUAGCAGAGACACGCGCGUUUCUGAUGUCGUUGACAGUAAUAUUUAGUGUCUGUACGAUGUUGUACCACGCUACUCUCCGUUUUAGCUGGGUUACUGCUCUGAAUGCAGCAGUCGUGUUCACCUCAAUAGACCAUUUUCAGCCCGAUGUCAACUGUGGAUUGUGGAUGUGUGCACAGUGCUGUCAGUUGCCUUGAUCUGGGAAAUAAUAGUUUGCGUCGGUACUUCCAGGCGCGCGGCUGGGAGCGGCUGUCACAGUGUCAGCGCCCCCGGCGGCACUGAGGGCCGCCCCUGGACGGCUCCCUGUGAGCCGGCGCCGCUGCUCAGGCCAUACGGGUCAGCCGUGCGAGGCCGACCGGUCGCAGGUCGACCCCGCCCAAUGUCAACUCACGUACAGUGGACGAGAGUGCCCUUCUCUGUGUGGGUGGAAACGAUGACUUUAUACGCCACUGAAAUACAUGCAUUGUGAAUGAGUCGGUAUA